AUGACUGACUGGACUUGUGUUUCAUUUGAUGAAGCAAAAUAUGUACUACGUAAAUGGCGUGAAGAGCAUGCUCGUAGAUCAGUGGAAGCAGUGGAAUUAUGGGAGCAUGUUUUAAGUCGUCAUCCUCAUUCGCUGGGCGAUGAAUUAUGGCUUGUUUAUGAACAGGUUUGCAUAGCUGCGUUAGAUUUAGUCAGAACUGAUGUUGUAAUGGAAUGUAUACAAGCACUGCAAGAAAAGUUUCCACGAAGUAAUCGUGUCUUGAAACUGCAAGCAAUGCGUCUCGAAGCCUUAAAACGGUAUGAUAGCGCUACGCGUUUGUAUGAACAGCUUAUUGAAUCAGAUCCAACAAAUAUGUCAUAUCGCAAGCGAAGAAUUGCAAUUCUGAAAGCACAAGGUAAUCGACAGGAAGCAAUCCGAGAAUUAAACGAAUAUUUGAAAACUUUUAUUUCUGAUUCGGAAGCGUGGCUAGAGCUUUCUAAUUUGCAUUUACAAGAAGGUGAUUAUCCACAUGCGGCACAUUGCAUAGAGGAACUUGUCUUAUCUAGUCCACAUAAUAGUUUAUAUUUGCGACGGCUUGCAGAAAUACGUUAUACGCAGGGUGGUUUAGAAAAUAUUGAACUUGCGAAAUCAUAUUUUGAACAAGCCGUUCGAACUAAUCCAUCAUGUUCUCGUUCAUUAUAUGGAAUAAUUUUGUGUUGCAUAAAUUUAUCAUCAAAAAGCAGUGGUCAAAGGAAAAAAGAAAUAGUACAGAGUGGAUUAAUGGCCACUGAAAAGUUGAUAAAUAUUUACAAAGAGGCUUCAGGAAAAGGAAAAAAUCCGAAUAUUGCUAUGGAGUUGGAAACAAUAUUAAACUUGAAAACACAGUUACAAAGUUAA
Molecule: messenger RNA, 876 nt
Organism: Cercopithifilaria johnstoni
Lineage: Eukaryota; Metazoa; Nematoda; Chromadorea; Rhabditida; Onchocercidae
Source: the annotation of a GenBank genome assembly